UUUUUAAGGACUUUUUCGAGUGUGUGCGGUUUUGAAUUUGCAUCGGAUUUCUCUAGUGCAUUUUAUAAAGACAAACCAAAGAAAACAAUGACACCAAAUCCGUCUGAAACGAACGAAAGCGCGGAGUGUGCCAGCGACUCCCUUAACAGCCUCAUCGCUAACACCAUAGACAAUCAAGAUUGCGCCAAUUGCCUGACCAAUCCGUGUUCAGACGGGGAUUCGAAAUUGAAACAGCGAAAGUCUAUUUGUUGCAAUUCAGUAAGUCAAUGCGUAUGGGGAAUCCUGCUCAUCUUGAUAUCCAUAACCGGGUUCAUCUUCACACCACUCGACGUUAUGUUAAGGGAGAAGCUCAAUAUGAGACCGGGAUUCCCCCCGUUCGAAUGGUGGGCCGCCCCUCCAGACGAGGUCAUUCUGCGAGUUAGAGUCUUUAACGUGACCAAUCAUGAGAGGUUUAUGCUGGGCUUAGACGAAAAGAUGAACGUAGAAGAAAUUGGACCUAUUGUUUAUUUAGAAAAGCUACUUCACUACGACAUAAAAUUCAACGAAAACUCAACCUUAACGUAUACUGCUAAAAGAUAUCCUAUAUACCUGCCAGAACAAAACAACAUAGACAUAAACGCUACGCUUAUUGUGCCUAAUUUAGCUGUAUUGGGCAUAGCAUCCUACCUCCACGAUGCCAAUUACAUAGUGCGUACUGGUUUUCGUUUCCUAGCUAGUUCGCAUGGUAGCGAAAUGUUUAUAAAAAAGACAAUUUAUGAAUAUCUUUGGGAUUAUAAAGAACCCGUGUUAGAUACUUCUAAAAACUUAGCACCUGGUUUAGUGCCCGUAAACAAUAUGGGCAUGUUAUCGAGAAUUUAUUCCGACUUUACGGACAUAGUUACAGUAAAAAUCGGUUCCAAUCAUGGACAUUCCGAAUUUUUCAAGAUCGAUAAAUAUAGAGGUCAAUCUCAACUGCCUGGAUAUGACGCCGAUCAAUGCCCAGAUCGCAUCGUCGGGUCGACGGAAGGAGUGAUGUAUCAACAACGACUGAAGAAAGAUGACGUUUUAUUGUAUUGGAGAAAGACUGUUUGCAAAUUGAUGCCACUUUAUUUUGAUAGUGAAUUUAUUCUAGACAACGUGCCAGUAUACAGAUACAAUCUAUCCGAGUCUGUAUUUGACAGAGUCAUUAACGUUACGGAUUGUUACGAUACAGUACCUUCGUUGCCACCUGGUUUGAGCGACGGUUCUAAAUGUUAUUAUGAUUUCCCCAUGGUCAUCUCCUAUCCGCAUUUCUAUACCGGUACACCGCCAAAGGAUAUGUACGUUACCGGACUUCAACCAGACGAAAACCUUCAUAAUUCUUUCGUCGUUUUAGAGCCUCUUACUGGAAUACCGUUCAGAUCAGUCGCAAGAAUGCAGAGCAAUCUCAGAGUUCACGACAUGUCUGGCUUCCCAAUUGAAUAUAGAAAAUUUUCAAACUUGGUCGUUCCAUUAUUUUGGGCGGAAUAUAACCAAGUAAACCUGCCAAGCAUCAUCAGAUGGACAAUUUACUUCAUGGUGGUUGUCCUGCCACCCUUAUCUAUCGUUAUGAGCAUAGCAGGGAUUCUUUUAGGCUGUUACUUACUAGCCAAACAAAUAUAUCUUCAUAAGCUUAAAAAUGACAGCCUCAAUUCCAUUCUGAUUUCUAAAAGUAAAAAUGUGAAUAAUAUAGCCAAGAAUAAAAUAUUUUCUUAUGAAAAGGAAGCGUUUUUAAAGAUACCUAGUUAAUAUAAUGACGUUUUGAUUCUAUUGCAUAUAUUUCUGAAACUUAUUUAAGAGAAGAAAGCAAAAAAAGAAUAAAUCAACCAUUAAAAUUAAAAUAACUACGCUACAGGAGCCACAAAUACCACAAAUCAGUUUCAGAAAUUAAAUGCGACAUGUAAAUGCCUUUUUUUAUAGGAGAUAUUAUGACAAGUAAAAGACUGAGACUAAAUGUAUGUUUUUGAAUGUUAUAUAUACAAAGUAUUGCGACCUAAUUUUAGACAAAAUAGAUGAUUGAGAUACAGUUUUGCUAUUGUUGAAAUAUUGUUAAUAAUGCUCGUAAUAAUGUUACGAAAUUAUAUAUUGAGUAAAACCUUUAAUUUCUCCUUUAUUAAUAAAAAGUAUAGGGUCAAAUGUGUGUCAAUCUUAACACUAAAGGUUUAAAUUUAACUCUAUGCCGCUUGCAACAAGAAUGGUCCUAAGCCCAAUGUGUGAAGCUUGAUGUGCUCUUGACUGUACGUACAACCAAUUAUAUACAUUUACGUACUUAAAGUUAGUGAUGCAACAGACAGUGUAUACACUGCUGGGCAAUGGCCAAAAAAGUGCAAUUAUGACACCAAAAAAACAAGCCCUAUUAAAAUCUAUUUCGUUGAGAUCUUUAUAGUAUUUACACUUCCGCAUCCGUUUUUCCGUUUCCGUUUCGGCUAAGAUUUAGUUUUGCAUCUUGA
Hyposmocoma kahamanoa is the source of this 2447-nucleotide messenger RNA. Its product is annotated as scavenger receptor class B member 1-like. The coding region runs from base 88 to 1746 and encodes 552 amino acids. Gene Ontology annotation, molecular function: scavenger receptor activity. Lineage: Eukaryota; Metazoa; Arthropoda; Insecta; Lepidoptera; Cosmopterigidae. The transcript is spliced from 12 exons. Gene Ontology annotation, cellular component: membrane; cytoplasm. The record is from RefSeq and is a predicted model, not a curated record.